Vanrija pseudolonga is the source of this 2332-nucleotide messenger RNA. It is a transcript of the gene mug71, whose product is annotated as Diphthine--ammonia ligase. The transcript has 9 exons. Lineage: Eukaryota; Fungi; Basidiomycota; Tremellomycetes; Trichosporonales; Trichosporonaceae. Gene Ontology annotation, molecular function: diphthine-ammonia ligase activity. The record is from RefSeq and is a predicted model, not a curated record. Gene Ontology annotation, biological process: protein histidyl modification to diphthamide. Bases 12 to 2288 code for a protein of 758 amino acids.
CGCAUACAGCCAUGGCCGCAAGCAGCGAUGAGCUCGUCCUCCCAGGAGUCAAGCACAAGGUUAUCUGCCUCGUCUCUGGCGGAAAGGACAGCUGCUUCAACCUCAUGCACGUCGUCGCAAACGGGCACGAGGUCGUGGCCACGGGAACCUUGACGCCGCCGCCGAGCGUUGACGAGCUCGACUCGCACAUGUACCAGUCUGUCGGCACGUCGAUGCCGCCCCUCAUCGCCAAGGCGCUCGGCCUGCCCCACUUCUCGCGCGUGAUCCGCGGCACGGCGGUCGAGCAGGGCGCCGAGUACGGUUCGCGCGAGCGCGGGGGCGAGGGGUCGGGGCGGGAAGGCGACGAGACUGAGGACUUGACUGCGUUGUUGAAGGAUAUCUUGGCGGCACACCCCGACGCUACGGCCGUCGCAUCGGGAGCCAUCCUGUCCAACUACCAGCGCUUGAGGAUAGAGCACGUGUGCCAGCGGCUCAAGCUCACGUCGCUCGCGUACCUGUGGCAAAGCAAGCAGCUGCCCCUGGUCAGCAGCAUGAUCAGUAGUGGGCUCGACGCGAUCCUGGUCAAGGUGGCUGGUGUCGGGCUGGGGGAGAAGCACGUCGGCAAGUCUCUCUCGCAGCUGUUCCCACACCUCGCCCGAUUGGAAGCAAUGUACGGCGCACACCCCGCCGGCGAGGGGGGCGAGUAUGAGUCGCUCACGCUCGACACGCCGCUCUUCUCCCACCGCCUGCGGAUUGUGCGCUCCGAGGUCAUCCUGACGGACCCCGAGCCCUCGCCCGUCGCCUACUUGCGGAUCGACGAGGCGGAUCUCGUGCCCAAGGAGGGAUGGACACGGCCCAGUGUGCGCGAGCUGCGUGCGCUGCUAGGUCUCGAGGACCCCGUGCGCGGCAGAGAAGACCUGGACGAGGAGGGACUCGAGCUGCUCGAUGACAUUGGCGAUGUGCAGGUCAUGGCGGGUGCGAGUGACGACAGCAGCAAUGACGGCCAGCCACCAAGAGGCACGAAUGACGACGAAAGCGGUGUGAUCGACAGCGUCAGUCGAGGUCAAAGCGGCGGCAGCAGCAGCAGCAGCAGCGGUGCGCCAGAAGGUGGUGUUCGAUUUGGGCGUCAUGGGCACUGGUUUGCAGUCACGGCUCAUGGUCACUCCAUCGACGGCGACGAUGUCGGGCAAGAACUGCGACGGUGCUUUGACGCAAUCAAAGCCAAACUCGCACUUUACAACCUCUCUCUUCCCCUCCAAGCAACACACGUAACACUCCUCCUAUCAACUAUGACCUACUUCCCGGUCGCGAACGCCGCCUACGUCGAGCACUUUGGCACCUCGCCCCCCUCGCGCGCGACCGUCGCCGUCCCCCUCCCCGAGGGUGAGCGCGUCCGCGUCGAGGUUGUCGGCUUUGACGACGUCGUCGGAAACAGCGGCUACAAGGUCGGCGACCGCUCGGCCCUCCACGUCCAGAGCGCUAGCUACUGGGCGCCGGCCAACAUUGGCCCCUACUCGCAGGCCGUGACGGUCGACGGCCGCCUGCACAUCGCCGGCCAGAUCCCCCUCCGUCCCGCGUCGCUCACCCUCCCCGAGCAGCCUGUCGCCCCGGGCAGCCCGUACCCCCACGAGGCUGCCCUCGCUCUUCAGCACACUCGUCGUAUCAUCGACGCCCUCAAGGACCCCAACGCGACCGGCGGCGGCUGGCAGGGCUGGGGCGAGGGCACCGUCGCGUGGUUCAACAAGCCCAAGGGCGCUGGUGCCGAGGGACCGUGGGUCUCUGCCGAGGCGUACAAGCUCUGGGCCGCGCAGAACAACUUCACCGGCGCCCCCGUCGCGUUUGUCGGCGCUUCUGAGCUUCCGCGCAACGCCCUCGUCGAGUACCAGACCAACCUCCACACCGGUCGCAAGGGCUACACUGGCUACGCCCCGGAGAAGCUGGGUGUCAUCUCCGACUUUGAGGAGGGCUACCACGUCGAUCUCAAGGGCGUCUACAGCAAGGGCGAGGCGCGUGGCGCGUACUGGGAGACGGCGUAUGCUCCUGCUGGUCUUUCGGGCGGCCGCGCCGUGAUCUUCCUCCCCGACACCGAGGGCAUCCAGGAGCUCGACACGUUUGCCGAGCUCGCCGAGGUCCUCUCGCGCGCCGUCACGCUCCGCGUCUACCACCGCACCUUCAUCUCGCCAGAGAACGAGCCGCUCAUCAAGAAGGCCAUCGCCAACGGCCGCAACUGGACCGGCAUCCCCGUCACCGAGGUGCGCGACAUCCACGGGCGCGAGUACCCGCUCGCCAUCGAGGUGUUCUCGGCCUAGCCUGGGAAUGGGCAUGGCCUGCAUGCGGGCUCGUAGGAUUUGUA